Molecule: messenger RNA, 3557 nt
Organism: Camponotus floridanus (Florida carpenter ant)
Lineage: Eukaryota; Metazoa; Arthropoda; Insecta; Hymenoptera; Formicidae
Product: DNA excision repair protein ERCC-6
Exons: 15
Coding region: 200-3439 (1079 amino acids)
Biological process (GO): transcription-coupled nucleotide-excision repair
Cellular component (GO): nucleus
Molecular function (GO): ATP-dependent chromatin remodeler activity; ATP binding
Source: RefSeq, a predicted model, not a curated record
UUUCAAGGAUCAAGCGAGCUAGGGUUUCUCUCAUUUUUCUCUCUAGUAUUACAUGUUAUUUAUUGAAUAAUUUUCAUGAAUAGUCGAUCGAUUCAUGUAAUUUCAAUAUGCAAUUUAUAUAGCAUGACGCGUGAUACGCACGAGUGUAAUGUGAUUUCUCAUUACAUGCGAUACCAAUUGAAAUAUAUUAUUCCGCAUUAUGGCAGAAACAACUAAUAAUGAUAAUAAUAUGUCGAAUAUUGAUAAUAACAUAAUGAAAAAUAUGUUAGAUGAUGAGCUUCCCGAUAAUUUACCGGAGAUUGUGUCUAUCAAAACAGAAGACAGUAUUUUUCGAGAGAUAUCAGAACAUAUUAAACAUACUACAAAAUCAAACAAUUCGCAAAUAGGUAGAAUACAAGAAAAUAAUGUAGAAGAACUUAAUGCCAAAGAAGAUGGGGAAAUUGAUGACAAAAAAGCUCACAAAGCAAAAUUACAAAAGCAGGUUGAAACUGGAGAAAUUACUCCAUUUGAAGCAGUAUCUGAGCAAUCAAUUUUAGAUCAAAAAGAAAGAAGUACCAAUAAAGAAUCUCAAUUGCUAGAUCUUCAAAAGUAUUUCAAACAGCAAGCUAUUCUUGCGGAGCAAAAGAAAAAAUUAAAGAAAAUAUCUAAGAUUCCUUGUGACAAAGAUUAUCCAGAGCCAACCAAGAAAGCAAAAUUAUCCAAUCUUGAUACAAAAACAAAUAAAAGAUAUCAAAAAUCUAAAUCUGAUGAGAAUAAUAAAGAUAAUACUCUGCAAACAAUAGAUGAGGCAACUUGUUCAAAUAUGCAAACAAAUGAAACUAUAAAUAAUAGUUCGGAUAGCGAAUACAUUCCUAGUGAUAACGAUUCGGAUGCAGAAGAUAAGAUAUCAUGUGUAUCUAAAAAGAAAAAAACUUUGGCUAAAUCAGGAUAUGUACGCACAAAAAGAACUCGAGAUGACGGAGAUAAUCAAAUAUUUAAACAAAGGAUGGAAACAAAAUGUUACCCCAAAGAUGAAGCAAUGCAUAAAAUUAAUGAUCAUUUUAAAGUGCCGCAAUGUAUUUGGGAAAAAUUGUACAGAUAUCAAAGGGUUGCAGUUCAAUGGCUUUGGGAAUUACACAGUCGUAAAUUGGGCGGUCUAAUGGGUGACGAAAUGGGAUUAGGAAAAACUGUGCAAGUUAUCGCAUUUCUCGCUGGUUUAGAUUGUAGUGAAUUACUCUCUCACAAUGGAAGAUAUAGAGGAUUAGGUCCGACUAUAGUUGUUUGCCCUGCUACUUUAAUGGAGCAGUGGGUGAAGCAUUUUCAUGAUUGGUGGCCUUUCUUCAGAGUCGUUGUACUUCAUCAUUCUGGGGGUUACAAUGGUGAUCCAGAAAGUCUGAUAGAAUCCUUGCAAACCGGCGGAAUACUCGUUACUUCUUACAACGGAAUUCUUAAGCAUAAAGAUUUGCUCGUAUCCAGUCAAUGGCAUUAUGUUAUUCUUGAUGAAGGUCACAAGAUUCGUAACCCCCAAGCAAAGGUGAGCCGUGCAGUGAAACAAUUCUCGACACCGCAUCGAUUGUUGUUGAGCGGUAGUCCGAUGCAAAAUUCGCUAAAGGAAUUGUGGUCAUUGUUCGAUUUUAUUUUACCUGGCAAAUUGGGUACUCUGCCUGUAUUUUUGGAACAUUGCGCGACUCCCAUAACACGUGGCGGUUACGCAAACGCUACUUCAUUACAGGAAGCUACGGCUCUUCAAGUAGCCACUAUGUUGAAAGACACCAUCACGCCGUACAUGCUUCGAAGGACGAAAAACGACGUGAAGCAUCAUCUCACUUUGCCAGAGAAAAAUGAGCAGGUCUUAUUCUGCAGCUUAACAGACGAACAGAAAAAGCUGUAUAAAAAAUAUCUAUGUUCGGAAGAUGUAACCUUUAUUUUACAUGAGAAAAAUAAUCAUGACACUGGAAGAUAUAGAGCAAGAUUUCUCAUUGCACUGUCAGCGUUGAGAAAAAUAUGUAAUCACCCAGAUUUGUUCCUAUACACUAGGGAAUUUGAUUCGGAUGAAGAUAUAACUUUGUCUGAAGAACAGUUAGAGAAAUUUGGUUACUGGAAACGCGCUGGAAAAAUGAAUGUGGUUCGAUCUCUUUUAAAAAUUUGGCAUAAACAACAACACAGAGUAUUACUUUUCACUCAGGGAAGGCAGAUGAUGCACAUUUUGGAAAGUCUAUUGCAACGCGAAGGAUAUACUUAUUUAAGAAUGGAUGGAACAACAGCAAUGUCCCAACGACAGCAAACAAUUCACACAUUUAAUAAUCGCCCGUCAUAUUUCGUAUUCCUGUUGACUACGCGAGUAGGAGGUCUGGGAGUAAAUCUGAUCGGUGCAGAUCGAGUAAUCAUUUAUGAUCCAGAUUGGAAUCCAGCUACAGAUGCUCAAGCAAGGGAACGCGCAUGGAGAAUAGGCCAAAAUAAACAAGUCACUGUUUACAGAUUAAUUACUGCUGGUACAAUUGAGGAAAAGAUGUAUCAUAGGCAGAUCUUUAAAUUAUUACUUUCGAACAAAGUUCUCGAUGAUCCACGCCAACGUCGAUUGUUCAAAACAACAGAUUUGGUAGAGUUAUUUAAUCUAAACGAACCAAUAGAUGGCAAAUCUUCUGAAUCUGACCAUCUAUUUAGAGAAUCCAAAUUAACGCCUGCAUCUAGUGGCUUUUCUCUCAGUAAGAUCGAGGAGAUGAAAAAAUUAGCUUCAGCUAUCAGCAAGAAAAUAAGUGCAAAUGUAAAAUCAACAUGCAAAAAUAACAGUGCAAAUAAUAGUACUUGUGAAGGAAAACAACAGGAUGAACAAAAUAAUAAUUCAAGAUGUACCGAGAUUCCUAUUACGAAAAACGAUGUAUCUGUGGAUCAAACAUUAUCUUCUAAUCCAAUUAGUAUAUCAAAAUAUAAUGAAGAUUCGAAUACAAAUUCAGAUGCGGAUAUCGAAAGGAAUAGUAAUGUAGAAAAUAAGAAUACAUUCAACAAGAGUAAUCAGCAAACUAUAAUUACAGUAAGCUCUAUCAGUGAUAAUUCCACGGAAGAGAAGAAUAAAUCUAUUUUAAAUGAUGAUAAAAUUACUUCACAUAAUACAUCGUCUAUUUAUAAACAUAAAAAGCAUAAAAGAGAUUCACAUUCGGGCAAGAGAAAUAUUUCCGCAAUGUUUGAGGGAGAACGUGUUUCUUGUCUGAUAGGUCGCCGAUUAGGAUAUUUUAAUGAAAAGGAAGAAUCUAUUUCGACGACUACAGACGAUGAUUAUGUAUUGAGAAAAUUAUUCACCAAAUCAACUGUCAGCUCCGCCUUUCAACAUGAAGCAGUAUUGUCGAAUGCGUAUCGUAACAGCGAUAGCGAGAACACGUUGCAACGUUUCGCGCGUGAAUCGGCGCAAGAAAGUAUGAGUUUCGUACGUCAAUCUGGAAAAUUUUGCUGGAGGCCGGCAUAGAAUAAUUUAUAAAAUAUCAACUCUGUGUAUUUAUUUUCUUUUUCUAGUUUAAUUUUUUACACAUAUAUGCAAUUUUUACAUUUCUUAUAGGAAAAAAAACUGCGAAAAAAUCGUGAAU